AUGGCUCCUGCAGCCUUAACGCGAAUCGCCGGUUUUCUCGGAUUUACAUCACUCAACGCAACAGGACGAGAUGCAUACAUUAUUAUUACACUACGGUCAUUAAGAAUGUUCACGGCAGGCAUUCCGUCGCUGAUUCUUGCCCUUUUCUUCUCCUCGCUCAAGUUUCCGGAUUCAAGAAUUGGGGUCUUCAUGACAUUGACUUUGUUGGGAGAUGUCCUGCUGUCAUUGCUGCUUACUCUCGUAGCGGAUAAACUCGGAAGGAGAAGGAUUUUGUUCAUGGGUAGUGUAAUGAUGGCUUGUUCAGGUGUUGCAUUUGCUCUGUCGGAAAAUUUCUUCGUCCUUCUGGUUGCGGCGGUGUUCGGCAUCAUCUCUGUCACUGGUGCGGACUGUGGCCCUUUCAGGGCUGUCGAGGAGAGCAUUUUGAGUGGCUUGACAGAUGAGACAACAAGGAGCGAUGUGCUCUCAUGGUAUGUCACAGCGACAACCAUGGCUGGAGCUGUUGGUGCGGAAGUCGCAGGAAGAACAGUACAUGCUCUCGAGAAGAGCAGCGGCAACGUGACUAAAGCAUAUCAUGCUCUCUUUUGGGGCUAUGCAGCCUUCGGGGUGCUUGGAAGCAUUCUUUGUCUCGGUCUCAGUAGCAGAUGUGAAGCUGCUGGUGAAAAGACUGCGGAGAUGAAAGAACGAAGACGUGGUGGCGGUGGUGAUGAUGGUGAAGAGGAAGAAGUACUACUAGAGGCCAUGACACCAAGCACAACGGAUGAAUUCGAUCAAGACCGCGAGAAUGUAGGACGACCAGCAAACAUCAGGAGCCCACCACUACAGAAGAAACAGAGCUACUUCAGCCAAAUCUCAAAAACUACACGAUCUGUCAUGUAUAAGCUUUGGAUUCUCCUGGCUGUCGACAGCUUAGCAGACGGCAUGACACCCUAUUCACUAAUGAACUACUACGUCGACCAAAAAUUCCACGUUUCGAAGUCCACGCUUGGAGAUAUCACUUCAGCUUCCCAGUUUCUCUGCGCCUUUGGAGCGAUCUUUGCCGGGCCACUAGCUAAACGUAUCGGCUUGAUCAACACUAUGGUCUUCACCCAUCUUCCUUCUUCGAUAGCUAGCGCCUUCAUCCCACUUCCUUCAAGCGUCGGCUGGACAGUUGGACUGCUACUUUUCCGAGCUACUCUGAAUAGCAUGGAUCAAGCUCCACGUACAGCUUUCAUUGCUGCAGUUGUGAAGCCUGAGGAGCGUACAGGAGCCAUGGGUAUCACGAGCAUGCUGCGGACUUUAGCCAUGAGCGUCGGACCAUCGAUCACAGGAUUCCUUUCUGGAAGCAAUAAUUUUUGGGUGGCUUUCCUGGCUACUGGAAUCUGCAGAGUCACCUACGAUAUCGGACUGUGGAUACUUUUUGUGAAUGUGAAGGUAAACAAGGACAUCGGACAAGAAGAAGACGUGGACAGCGUUGACGACGAUACUUGGAAUGGACUGCUCAGUGAUACGGAGAGCGAAAUCAGUAGUGAAGGAAGGAAGAGCAAGGAUAUUGAUCACGGAAGCAGGGUAUAG
Molecule: messenger RNA, 1551 nt
Organism: Alternaria postmessia
Lineage: Eukaryota; Fungi; Ascomycota; Dothideomycetes; Pleosporales; Pleosporaceae
Exons: 1
Coding region: 1-1551 (516 amino acids)
Biological process (GO): transmembrane transport
Cellular component (GO): fungal-type vacuole membrane
Molecular function (GO): transmembrane transporter activity
Source: RefSeq, a predicted model, not a curated record